Nelumbo nucifera (sacred lotus) is the source of this 2655-nucleotide messenger RNA. RefSeq names its product glycerophosphodiester phosphodiesterase GDPDL3. NCBI's taxonomy places the organism in Eukaryota, Viridiplantae, Streptophyta, Magnoliopsida, Proteales, Nelumbonaceae. Gene Ontology annotation, biological process: lipid metabolic process. The record is from RefSeq and is a predicted model, not a curated record. Gene Ontology annotation, molecular function: glycerophosphodiester phosphodiesterase activity.
GCUGAACAUAAACCCAGGUCAUUUUCUUCUUCUGUUCUGUGUCAUUAAUCCGACCGGCACUCCCUGGAAGUUUCAAACCUUUGUAGCUUUUUCUCUCCGGCGAGCUUUCCUCCAAUGACAACCUCUCAUCCUCUAUUUCUUUUAUUUGUUCUUCACUCAGCCGUUCUGGUUGCCGCUCAGAGUUACCGAGCUUCUAAGAACACUACCAGCCCAUGGCAGACGUUACAUGGAAAUGCACCUUUAGUCAUAGCGAAGGGUGGCUUUUCAGGGAUCUUUCCAGAUUCCAGUAUUGAUGCCUAUGAGUCCACUUUAUUAUUAUUGUCCAAUGUAAUCUUAUGGUGCGAUGUGCAAUUGACAAAGGAUGGAGCUGGGAUAUGCUUUCCAUACCUCAAUCUAGAUAACUCUUCUGACAUUACAUUCUACAUUCCAAAUGAUUCUAAAAAUAAUAGAAUAUACUAUGUCAAUGGGCAACCUAUGCAAGGACACUUUUCCGUGGACUUUACCUUGAAUGACUUGAAAAAUUUCUUCCUUGUUCAAGGAAUCUUCUCUCGAUCAAAUGUUUUUGACCAUAUUUUGGGUAUUCUUACUGUUGAAGAUGUGGCAAAACAAUUGAAGAAACCAGGCUUAUGGUUGAAUGUUCAGUAUGAUGCAUUCUUUAAGCAACACAAUUUGAGUAUGAGAAGCUUUGUGCUUUCUGUAUCAAGACGUGUAAAUGUUAGUUACAUAUCAUCACCAGAAGUAGCUUUUCUCAAGAGUAUUACAACACAAUUUAAGCGGAGCACAACAAAACUGGUCUUCCGCUUUCUAAGGGCUGACGAUAUUGAACCUACAACAAACCAGACCUAUGGCUCAAUAUUGAAAAAUCUUACAUUUGUCAAGACAUUUGCCUCUGCAAUCCUUAUCCCAAAGAAUUACAUAUGGCCUGUAAGGACUGACCUAUAUCUGCAACCCCAUACCUCUGUUGUGUUGAAUGCUCAUGGGGAAGGACUUGAGGUCUUUGCAUCAGAUUUUGCCAAUGAUGGGCUUAUUAGCUACAAUUACAGCUAUGAUCCAGUGAAGGAAUAUCUUUCAUUCAUUGACAAUGGUAAAUUUUCUGUUGAUGGCAUCUUGUCAGACUUCCCUGUAACUGCAUCAGAAGCCAUAGAUUGCUUUGCUCAUGUAAGCACAAACAGUUCUGGAAAAGUACCACUUAUUAUCUCAUACAAUGGAGCUAGUGGAAUCUACCCCGGUUCUACGGAUAUUGCAUAUAUGCAAGCUUUUGAUGAUGGUGCUGAUGUUAUUGACUGUGCUGUUCAAAUGACACAAGAUGGGGUUCCCAUAUGUUUGGGCUCUAUAAAUCUUAUGGACAACACAAAUGUUAUUCAAACAAAUUUUCUCUCUCGCCUCACUACCAUUCAACAAAUUCAGCCAAACCCAGGAAUUUUUACAUUCAACCUUACAUGGGAUGAGAUUAAAACCUUAAAGCCAUCUAUAGCUAAUCCAUUCAUUGGAUCGUACUUAUAUCGCAAUCCUGCAUAUAAAUAUACUGGAAACAUCUUCUCACUAGAAGACUUUCUGGCAUUUGCAAAGGGCAAACCACUUUCUGUCUUGAUCAGCAUAGAGAAUGCAACCUAUCUUGCAAAGAGUCUGGGCUUAAGCAUUACUGAUGCAGUGAUUGAUGCUUUAAACCAUUCUGGCUAUAACCAAACCAAACAGAAGGUUAUGAUCCAGUCCAGUAACAGCUCCGUUUUAAUCAAAUUCAAGGAGAAAACCAAUUACCAGUUGGUAUACAAAGUUGAUGAAGAUAUCCGUGAUGCUGAUGACUCAUCAAUCAUGGACAUCAAACAAUUUGCUCAUUCUGUGGCAAUUACAAAGAAUUCUGUGUUUCCUACGAAUAAGCUCUUCCUCACUGGUGCUACCAACAUUGUUUCAAAGCUACACUCAUCAAACCUAACUGUCUAUGUACAUGUAUUCCAUAAUGAAUAUUUAUCUCAAGCAUGGGACUUCUGGUCAGACCCAAAUUUUGAGAUCAAUAAUUUUGUCAUGGGAGCUAGGAUCGAUGGAAUCAUCACCGACUUUCCAGGGACAGCUAAUGCAUACAGAAAUAACCGAUGUUUGAAGAUGGGCAACAGAAAACCAAGAUAUAUGAAUCCUGUUCUACCUAACGGUCUCCUGUCACUUGGGAAUCCUGCACUUUUACCUUCUGUUGAGGCUCCAAACCCCGUCCUGACAGAAUCCGAUGUGGCAGAGCCACCAUUACCUUCAGUUACAAAGAACACAUCAACCAGUGGGAGUGGGACAUUUGCAUCUCCUCCAACCUCACCGAAGUCAAGCGGACAGACAGAGAGUACUACCUACUUAUUAUCAUCUUUGGGCAUUCUCCUCACAUCUCUUCUGCUUUUCUGAAACCAGUAACCUAUUACUCUGCCUUAUCACCUAAAAUAUCCAUGCCAAUACUCCCUGCAACUCCUCCAUUCUCCAGAUACCACAAUAAGGUUUCCUUAUAUAACCGUUAAAUGUAUUCUUGUAUUGCUAUCUCGCUGUUUCAGAUUGUAGGUGGUUUGGGGUUGACGCGAUUAGUCACUUUUAAAAUGUAGUUUUUCUUAUUAUUACUUUUUUUGGGAAUAUGAACGCCUGUAAACAUUUAUGUUACAUAUUUGAAUUGCAUUUCUUGUA